GUCGUUAAGUUAGUUCAUUGAUUAAAGUUACAGAGGAUUCGUUUUGACGAUAUACCUGUGUUCCUUUAUUUCGUUGUCUUUAUUAUAAUACCUGUACAUCACAUGUCGGUAUGGCGUCAUAGUACAUGGAGGCAUGUUAUAAAUUGCCAGUCUCCUAGCCGGUUGCGGCUAGUUAUAACCGGGGUCAAUUAUCAGUAAUCAUCAAGGCCCGAAUCAUUGUGCCCAGGGUAUAGAGUCGUACAGUAGAACACCAGAUCAUCCUACGGUUGACAAUUUAAGCUUCAGAAAGGAAACAGUUCUUGCGGAAUUCGGCGAGUGAGCCUCAUUCUGUUGUGAUUGAUAAUGCGCUUGUUUUGUCUUUACGCGUAUAUAAUAUUAAAUAAACGGCAAACGUUGCGGGUUGCAGGACUGUUUGUUUUUUCAACAUUUAGGGUAUUAUACGUGAAUUUAUGGUAGUUGUUGCGCAAUCUUAACAACGGCCCUAUUGUGUUGGUUUAAAAUUUGUUCGAUGUUUCGACAGCUAUAGAAGUGUUGCAGUGUUCGCGAAUCGUUCGUUGCAUUGCGACCGGCAUUAGUGGAACGUCAAGAUUUAGUUUUGGCUCGCGCCAAGAUCACCAUCCCGUGGUUUGGACCCGAAGAACGGAUCAGUUGGGAUCAGUGAGCUAAGGACCACGGCGGCGAACGACCAAAUUUUCUCUGUGCUGGAUUUUUUCUACGGCUUAAAAACUAUCCCUUGGUAGAUCAAAUAACGGACGCGAGAUAUGAAGUGAAAAGAGUGAAUUCGUUAUGGGUGAUAGCUCACGGAAUGAGGCAUCCAAAUCAUCCUGGGAAGCUGGUGUUGAGGCAUGUAGGCGACGAGAGUACAGAUCAGAAUAACAACAUCACGGUGAUGAGUAUGGAUUUGUUGCAGCCAGGCCAUGUGGUCAAAGAACGAUGGAAAGUGUUGAGGAAAAUAGGUGGUGGUGGGUUUGGUGAAAUCUACGAGGGUCUAGAUUUGAUGACGAAGGAACAAGUCGCCCUGAAAGUAGAAUCUGCACGCCAACCAAAGCAAGUUCUUAAAAUGGAAGUGGCUGUUCUUAAAAAGUUGCAAGGAAAACCACACGUUUGUAGAUUCAUAGGAUGUGGUCGCAAUGAUAGAUUUAACUAUGUGGUAAUGCAAUUGCAAGGAAGAAACUUAGCAGAAUUACGUCGAGCACAACCUAGAGGGGCAUUUUCACUUUCCACGACACUGCGAUUGGGUCUUCAGAUACUAAAAGCCAUUGAAAUUAUUCACAACGCGGGCUUCCUACACAGAGAUAUUAAACCAUCAAACUUUUCGAUUGGUCGUCUUCCCUAUACCGCAAGGCGAGUUUAUAUGUUAGACUUUGGUCUAGCAAGGCAAUUUACCACUGGCACUGGUGAAGUUCGAGCUGCACGCUUGGCAGCUGGAUUCAGGGGAACUGUUAGAUAUGCUUCUGUGAAUGCCCAUAGAAAUAAAGAGAUGGGAAGGCACGAUGAUUUAUGGUCGCUUUUUUACAUGCUCGUUGAGUUUGUCAAUGGACAGUUACCCUGGCGUAAAAUAAAAGACAAAGAACAGGUGGGUCUCAUGAAAGAAAAAUACGAUCAUCAACUACUGCUCAAGCAUCUCCCCUCCGAUUUGCGUGUCUUCUUGGAACACAUCCAGAGUCUCGGAUACGUUGACAAACCCAACUAUUCAAUGCUAGCUGGAUUAUUUGAACGCUGUAUGAGACGUAGAGGUGUGAAAGAGAAAGAUCCUUACGAUUGGGAGAAGCCUGUAAUAGCAGAUGAAAAUUUACCAUCUACCAGAUCUUUACCCACUGCCACAAUACCACCAGCACCAACGACAGCAACUACUACCAACCAACCACCGACGACACCAAAUCUUGAUACAAAUAACCAAGAAAACAUGGAACCUGACAACAGAAAGGAGCUGGAUGCUCAAUUUGACUAUGAUAGAAAGUUCCGACAACGAGGUGUUGAGGAGUCUACGGUUUCCUUAAUUCCAGCUCAUAGUAACCUAGGUAUUCGGGACAAAAAUUGUAACGCCACAAUACCAGUCACAGACAAUAAACAUCAACAAGAUGUCCAACAGGCAGGUGUCACUUCUCCAGUACAGGGCUCAAUACGGAAAAGACGAGCAGUAUCAAUGGCUGUUGAACCUCAGACACAGACAAUGCCUGUAGAAAAACAAGUGGACAAUGAAGGCGAUGCGUUGAUGACAUCUGCUCGUUCUGCUUCUGAAGUUCCUCGUCCCAAAAAUGCCGCAACCACUUCCAAACCUCUCUGCAAAUCCGCGAGUGGUGCUACUUUUGUAUGCUUAAGAGUCCAAGUCCAAGAGUUUACGAACCAGGGUACCCCUGAAUCCGCACCUGGAGAUACGUCCACUCCUAGGAUACAAACUGAAGUAGAUGCGUCGUACUGUUCGUAUGAUGGAACUCAUGCUAAACAAGUGGGCAAUCAAAGUCCCGUGACUGAGCAAAGAGAACCUCUGAGAAGAGAACCCAGAAGACGAACAGAUACGAAACAAUCGAACAGAGGGGGUCGUGCACUUGCUCGAGAUUGUUCGAUAACGCAGUUUGCACAAAUAGAUGACGAUAAUGUGUCGGCAUUACAGCAAGUAACAAGAGGUGGAGGUGGUCUAACGUUGGCGUCCCAAUGGAAAUCACAGUUCGAUGAUUCAGAAGAAACUGAUAAUGAAUGGAAAGGAGAAAAUCUACAAAGUCCUGAGCACAAGGGUGCGAAUCCGCCGUCCCUAGUUCCACAGUCCACAGUUGGUAGUGAAGCCAUAGCUACCGCAACGACAACGUUAGUCUCCCAAGAUACGAAAGUCCAGGCAACUCCAGCAGUAUCUACAACACCGUCAUCGGUGCAACAGCAGCUUGUGCCAACGGGGCAAGCUGCUCUGUCCAGAAUCAGUGAAGACUCACCACGUCCUGCGGCGCCACACAGGUGUCUGAACAUUGCAGGGAUUGAAAAGUAUCCUGAGCUUCAAGGAGCACUACCUCGCGCUUGGAGCAUGCCAGUUAUGGCAUCUAACAUCCGUUAUGAUCUAGAAGCACCUCUGGUUCAACAAGCGGCAUUUGACGAUCUUUUGUAUGAAGUGGAUGUAAUGAGGAAUAUUGCGACGCGGCGUGACGAUCCAAAAGAAGUCCCACCAGUUCGGAGAGCUAGCCUACCAGCAGUUGCAUUUUCCCCAUCAAAUACAGUUCCAACGACACCAGCUGGGGAUGACGAGGAACAAGCAGUUGCAGGAAGACUUGAAAUUAGAGUUGUAGAUGCAACGGAAGGGGCCACAAUUGUGCAGACGAGAGUCGAUAGGGAACCAUUGCAGAAAAAAUUACCCAAUGGCACUGCCGGCAGUCCAGCCAGUCCGAACCCAGGACUGGAAGAUCAAUCAGUAUAUUUUGAUGCGACAGAGAAUCAUGCAGCUGUCAAUAAUGUCUCGAAUGGAGGUCCUUCUCCAGCUACUACAUCGAAUACCUUACCCAACGCUGGCUCCAUCCAGGAGCCCAAAAAACAUAGAGACAAGGAAAAAGAAAAGGAUGAAGACAAAGAGAAAAGAAAGCAGAAAGUGAAGGCAAAAGAGACGGAAAAAGAAAAAGAGAAAGAAGCUUCCAGCAGGCCACAUAGUACACACAGCAAAAUUCCAGUACCAGUGAAAAGUCCACGAUGUUCCUUAUCGGAAUCUACGCCGGACACAAAUAAUACACAAAAUACCGCAAAAACUGGAACUGGGAGCGAGUUGGACAAAUCAUCCGUGCCAGGAGGUCAAUGUAACGAAAAAGAUAUCACAAACAAAGGUAAACCUUUGACAGUGCCUCCGGAAGCACCAGCUCUUCGACGUUGCGUAACGUUGCCUGAUGCCCGGCCAUCUCCACCACCACUAACGUCAGCGAGUUCGACCGAAGAGGAAAAUUUGAUACCUUGCACGCCUGCACUUCGUCGUUGGAGACUAAAAAGAUAUCUUGCUGAUGCUAAGCAACUCAAUUUACAAUUCCAAAGACCUCAACGAAGACCAAGACCAAUCUCUGAACUAUUACCAUUUAUGCAGCUGCAUGCUAGGGGUGUGCCGUCAUAUCUACUAGGGGAGGUCGGUAAACGAAGCGAAGAAAGCAGUGAUAAUGAAUCUGACAGUAGCGGCCCGCCUAACGCUCAGCCACCACCACCGCCUACAUCGCUGCCUCCUCAUGUGGCUGAGAAUAACGCUAGGUGCCGCAGGUUCAGGCCUGUACCAGAUACCACGGUAGCCAGCAGAAAGUCGUGAGGAUCAACACUAAGAAUUCAAAAUUCCUCUCACGUACAUGAAAAAUGGCAAUGUUGUACCGAUGGUCAACCAGGAAUGUGAUACCUUUUUAGAUUAUAGAAGCUUACCGAUUUUCCAGCAACUGACAGUCAAUCAGUCACGUGGCUCUGAAAAACAUUCUGCAAAAGGCAAAGCCUGUUUGAUGUGAAAAUGACGUAACUUGACGUUACAACGAAUGGAUAAUUUGAUAGUGUGACUUGUCAUAAUUUUGAGCUAUCUGAAAAGGUUGUAUAAUUCGAGUCGCAUUCGGAGUUACUAAACGUCGUUAGUAUUUAUUUUUGAAAGAUAAAAUAUAUCUUUCGAAUACUUGUUCAGAAAAAUUCUGAAGGAUUUUAGUAUUUUGAAUACGACCGCAAGUGAACUUCUUUUCAGUGUAUAAAUAAUAUCGACGAAGUGAUAUUGUUUCACAACUGGACGAUAGUCAAUCUGAGUCAGAGUCAGUCCUAGAUAGCUUUGCAAGCUAGGACCACUAUAGUUUAAGCCUCAGUAUCACAAUAUGAAUUGUGAUCUACGUUAGGUGCAAUUCCACAAAUUUGAAAUGUGUGUUUAUGAGGUUCAGAAAUACCUGAUCCUCUGGCAACACGUGGCAGCUACUUUGAAACUUAGGUACAUUUAUAGUUCCAUCAUGUAUAAUAUCUAGUAUCAAAUAUUCAGUAUUUGAAUGCAAAUGAAAGGAAAAAAAACCAUCAAUGGUAACUAACUAGGAUUUUAUUCAAUAUUUUUACCACCCUUAACAGUUUAUUUGACUGUACAGAGAUGUGUAGAAUCAUUUGUAAUUAUUGGGAUUUUGUUGAGUUAUACAUAAAACUUAUACUUCAGUCGAAUUACCAGAUAUGAUUAGCUGAGAAGAUUGAUAAUCUUAUCUUAUAUUAUUAUUAUUAGGGGCAGGAUUAUAACAAAUAUUUAACAAUUGGAAAAGAAAAAGUAUACCAUUCACACAAUUAAAUUAUAGAGGACUUGUGAAUUUGUUUGAUUCAAGAAUUUAAACAUUUAACGUAGCCUAAUGGAUGGAACGAACAUCUGCACGAUCAGAUAAUUUACGUCAGUGCACAUUGUACAUAUUUACACGGUAAUUUAACAAUUAAUACACUGAAUAAGAGUCCACUAUCUAAGGAUGCGACGGAUAUUGCCAAAUAAAGAAUGAUACAUUCACGAAGACUAGGUCCUGUUUUUGUAUCAAUCAUUUUUUAAUUUGCAUAAAGAACUAGCUUGUCCGUGAAAUCGCAAAGAGUAUAAAAACGCGAAGAGUGAUGGAAAUCUAGAGAAAAAUUAACAGAUCGCAUCAUUAUAUCAUGAAAAUUGCACUGUAUGUAGCUUUACUACGGUUGCCCUUAAAUGAAUAAAUAUAUUAUGAAUAUUGACGAUACCAAUAACACAUUGUUCUGAACUGAGGGAACCAUUGAAUCAUGAAACGGUCAUGAUACGGUGAUGUUCUAUUGCAUAAUAUCGUUAAAAAUGGAGAUUUUCAAGUUUGUGGACACGCAUAGCAGCUAAUUCCAUAGUCCAAUCUAGUAUCUGUCUCACUUGACUUUAUACUCUUAGUCCUAAUAUACAAAUGCGGAAGGAGGUCUUAUAGAAGACAAUUCUAGAAUAGUUAUUGAACCUGGACGAGUGUGCUAGUCUUGAAAAACACACUGUUAAAAGUCAUUGAAAUGAAACGGUUCUUGAAUAGUGUAAAAGUUUGGGUUCGAACUCAUAAUAAGCAGAAUCGUAGACGUCUGGUCAUAUGGAACCUUGUAACCCGGAGAUCUGAAUCUCCAUUAUAAGUUCUGUACUUGAAAAACAAUCAGUUUAAUCAAUAUUAUUGAAAACCUGUAUCGAAUUAUUUCGUUAGUCAAUUACUCAGCAUUUCUCAGUUGAUGGGUAUAGACCAAGAAAAUUACACUAAAUACUGAAUACAUGUUUAUAUUUAGAUAUGCAAAUACUGUGCAAAUACUGUGCAAAUUGAUAUGAAAAUGCACAAAACUAUUUCCUUUGACUUGGAGCAUAGGCAUUAUUUGGAAUGCCUUGAACUCGAAUUGAGUUGAUCUCGCUCUUUCGAACAAAAAAAUGAUCUAUUCGCUUAUUAGAGUAAAUAUUCGCAUAGACACACUAGAAAUCAAAGUGUACGAAUCUACUUUCUUGUGGUAGAGGAUCAAUCCACUUAAUAACAUUUACAUAGGCAAUGAAAUUCAUUCAAAUAAUCAAUAUUGGGGCUGAGUAAAAAUGAUUACUAAAAACUAGUCGUCUCAUUGAAAUUGGUCACAUGAGAACUCAUAGUUAAAACUAGAAUUCUACAAAUACUGACCGGUCAUAAUAGUAUAAUUUGUAUAAUAUAUACAAGAUGCAAAGAAAAUAUAUAUAAAACAAAACAAAACAAAAAUGUAUAAAAAGAGCAUAUUCUUAUCUAAGCAUUGAAAUAUCAUCGUACUGAAAAUUAGUGCAAUAAUUUACAAAUCGAAGUUUCAGAUACGGGUGAUCAGAACUUCAAGAAUUCAUUAUUUUCCUACAAUAUUGUUUCAUUCAUUUUUUCUCCAAAAAUGUCAAUUAUCUUGAGUUAACAGAUGUUUAUUUUUUUAUUCGAAUCCCAUGAGUCAUCACAAUAUAUAUUUCUUGCUAAUUGAUAAUAGUAAUAAUAAUAAUAUUAAUAAUAAUGAUAAUGAUAAGAAUAUUAAUAUCCAAAUAAAUACUACGCACCUACUACGAUUUAUAGCGCGACUAACAUAUCCCUAUGAAAGUCAAAUGCUCUAUCGGUAUAAUUGAUUGACUAUUCUCGGAGAAUGUUAUUUUAUGCUAAAUUAUUUAUAUAUUAUUUAUUAUUUAUGUAACAUUUUACAAUCAUAAGAAAUUUGUAACUGUACCUGUAUGUACAUUAAUUUGAUAAUUAGCAAAUUUAUUUUGACGUAAUUUUUUUCUAUUCUCAUCUAAUCAUUGCAACAAAUGACAAAGAAUUAUUUGAAAGCUGAUUGGGGGCGGGGGGGAGUAAUUUGUGCAAUAUCAACUUGUAAUAAAUUGAAAAGAAGAGAAUUACCCAAUAUUUAAUUUAAAAAACAAUGCCAAUUCAAUGCUACAUAAGUAUAUACAUAUGUAUUUUACUGUUUUAUACAUGACACAGAUUAAUUUCGUCAUGAUUUGUGCAAUAAUUUAGGUUUACAGCAGCUUGUUAAAGUUGCUUGAAAAUUAUAAAAAGAUUAAUUGUAUACGUCAUAUAUAUUGAUAUUAUAAUUGAACUAUUCUACGCUAUGUGAUAUAAAGAUUAACGGUCAAUCGAUCAAACUUUCAUGUGGUAAUACCAAUUCUAUCAAUGGCAUAAGUGUGACAUUGAAGAAAGAGGAUAAUUAAUAACAUGGUCUUACCCAAACUUUUCACUUACGAAAGCAAUAGAUUAUUAAAUUAUUCGUUACAUUCUGUCCGAUUUGCAGAACGCCCAAACUGAUCCAACACUUAUUUUCUUGUACAUAAUAUAAUUACUAUAUUAUGUGGUACAUAAUGAUUAAUUAUUAUUAAUUAUUAUCGAAGAUUAAUCGAUGCAUCAUUAUGAUACAAUUAUUGUAUUUUUUCUCUGCUUCGUGCUCUCUUUACAUAGACACAGAACUCUAUCCUACAGGUUUAUGUAAUCGUGUUUGACUACUGUACCCAUAAUCUUGAACAAAGGUACUAUUAAUUAUUAUUAAUGAAAUAUUGUACUGAGAACAUUCAAAUGAUAAAUAGAUGUUAUCUAUCGAUAAUUGUUAGUUCAUUAUUAAAUUGUUAAAGAAAUACCAACGGAUCAAAAAGAUUGGGAGAAGAUCGUAACAAAAUGCUUGUAGCUUACUACGCUAAUAAAAGAAGGAGAGAAUGUGAUCGUAGCUAAUAUAACUGUGCAAAAGAAUACGUGCAGACCAAGUAUUAGAGCAAUUUAAAUCCUUAUAAGUACUAUAACUCAGAGCUGGUAUACAAUACUCUUAUGAGUUGAUAUUAUUAUUUGUUCACGGCAGCCUAUAUUUGUCCUGUAAUAUGCCGAAUUUCAAUACAAUUAUAUUAUCAUAAACCGUU
Athalia rosae (coleseed sawfly) is the source of this 8317-nucleotide messenger RNA. It is a transcript of the gene Asator, whose product is annotated as tau-tubulin kinase homolog Asator. The record is from RefSeq and is a predicted model, not a curated record. Gene Ontology annotation, cellular component: cytoplasm; nucleus. Bases 806 to 4264 code for a protein of 1152 amino acids. The transcript has 16 exons. Gene Ontology annotation, biological process: signal transduction; peptidyl-serine phosphorylation. Gene Ontology annotation, molecular function: protein serine/threonine kinase activity; ATP binding. NCBI's taxonomy places the organism in Eukaryota, Metazoa, Arthropoda, Insecta, Hymenoptera, Athaliidae.